GUGGAUGUGAGCGUCUAACAAACGCCCGGAGACCUCUGAAUAUUGCCAGAUAUUCCAAGCAUGUACGAGGAUGAUCAUCGAGGUGAAUGGGGCGCGGAGGCAGGAGACGGACGUCCGGAUUUCCGAAUGGUGGCCCCACAAUGUGCCACGCACAUAUCCCCAACGCGCCCCAUCAAAAAGGACAGUUUUCAUCCAGCGCGGCCCCUAUCCGUUGCGGCGAAGCCCUGGUACAAAACAGGAACCGCGCGAUUCGCUCCUUCUCUGUCCGCAUCCACCAUCUGCAAGGUCUCCCCGUCGUUGCUUUUUCCAUCUUUUUUCUCGACGAUAACGCGCGGCAGGACAUUCCAUACCCUCACGACGUCUCCGUAUUCUUUCGUUUACGAUGGCUUCCCAAAAUGAACAGUACAACACGAGCGAGUUGGAGGAGUACGUGGUGCCCGACGUGUCGGUGAAGGAGCUCCUCAGCAUGAUCCCGUCCCACUGCUUCGAGCGUUCGACCUUACGCUCGUCGCUGUACAUUGUCCAGGACCUUGCCAUCAUCGGUCUUUUGUACAAGGGCGCGACUGCCGCCGACGCCAGGCUGCUCGCCGGCACAGUCUCCAUCCCGGACACCCUGCGGGAUAUCCUCCCACCAGCCCUCUUCACGCAUGAGGCUGCCACUUACCUCCUCCCUGCCGCGCGCACGGCCGUCUGGGGCGCGUACGGCUACUUCACUGGCCUCUUUGCCACCGGUCUCUGGAUCAUCGCACACGAGGCUGGCCACCAGGCCUUCUCGUCCUCCCGCAUCGUCAACGACGUCGUCGGCUGGGUGCUUCACUCCGGCCUCGGUGUCCCCUAUCAGGCCUGGCGCAUCUCGCACGCCAAGCAUCAUGCUUCGACGUCCCACGUAACGCAGGAGCAGGUCUACGUGCCGCGCACGCGCGCGGAGUUGGGUCUUAAGCCCCUCGGUGCGCCUAUCGGCGACGAGGAGCCCUUGGACGGUGUCGCGCUCCGUGAGGAGACCCUCGGCUCUAAGGUUCGUAAGGCGGUCUCGAAGGAGCUCUGGGAGGCUAUUGGCGAUUCACCCAUCGGUGCUGUCUUCAUGCCCAUGUUUGGAUAUCUGUUCAUGGGCUGGUGGGCGUACACUCUAUGGAACGCCUCUGGACAGAGGAGGUACCCCACGGGCACGAACCACUUCAACCCAAAGUCAGUCAUCUUCUCGCCGAGCCAGUACGGUCAGAUCAUGCGCUCGAACGCUGGUAUCGCUAUCUGGCUUGCCAUCGUCGUCGCUUCCCUUCGCACCUACGGCUUCGCACAAGUCUUCCGCACCUACCUCGUGCCUUACCUCUGGGUCAACCACUGGCUUGUCCUCAUCACCUUCCUGCAGCACACCGACCCGCUCCUCCCCCACUACCGCGCCGGCGCCUUCACCUUCCCCCGCGGCGCGCUCUCGACCGUCGACCGCGACCUGCUCGGCGGCGCGGGCCGUCUCUGGGGCUGGCUCGGCGCGUGGGCGACGCACGGCAUCUCCGAGACGCACGUCGCGCACCACGUCGCGAGCCGCAUGCCGCACUACCACGCGUGGGAGGCGACGGACGCGAUCCGCGCGGGCAUGGCUGCGAAGGGCGUCGUGCUGAAGAAGGGCAACCCGGGCGGCUGGUCGGAGGUCCUCCGCGUGUGGCGCGAGUGCAAGUUCAUCGAGGACGUCGGCGACGUUGUCUUCUACAAGAACGCGCAGGGGCUCGCGGCGGCCCGGCCGGUGUACAAGGACGGCAGGGGCUGGGACUCGGAGGGCGCCGCGUCGGACUCGGGCAUCGAGCUUGAGGGGAACUAGACGACUAGAAUGCUUGGUGCGCGCUGCGCGCGCUCAUGAGCUUGUUACGGACCGGGGGGCAUCGCUUGUUACGGACGAGGGCCUUCGCUUGCUACCAACGGGGCACUCCCUCGGUGUGCACUCGCCGCCCGCGCGCGAGUGCUGCCGUCCUGUCUUUAUUCGCGGUCUUUACGAUGGGAUGGAUUGCGCAUAGAUGGAUGAUCUUGCUUACUUAGAUGGAUACGGUACCACCGAAUAAUUGGAUCUGGGUUUUCGCUUC
Messenger RNA from Schizophyllum commune H4-8, 2072 nucleotides. RefSeq lists its product as uncharacterized. The record is from RefSeq and is a predicted model, not a curated record. Gene Ontology annotation, molecular function: oxidoreductase activity. Gene Ontology annotation, biological process: lipid metabolic process. NCBI's taxonomy places the organism in Eukaryota, Fungi, Basidiomycota, Agaricomycetes, Agaricales, Schizophyllaceae. The transcript is spliced from 7 exons. Bases 383 to 1813 code for a protein of 476 amino acids.